Molecule: messenger RNA, 1535 nt
Organism: Macaca mulatta (Rhesus monkey)
Lineage: Eukaryota; Metazoa; Chordata; Mammalia; Primates; Cercopithecidae
Gene: C20H16orf89
Product: chromosome 20 C16orf89 homolog
Cellular component (GO): membrane; cytosol
Source: RefSeq, a predicted model, not a curated record
CCAGGACUGGUCUAACCUCCGCUGCCUCGCAGUCAUCCCCCCACAGCCACCCUUCCCAGAGUCCUUUGCCCAGGCCACCCCAGGUUUUUGGCAGCCCUGCCGGGCCACUGGUCUUCAGGUCUGCCAGGGGGAGGUGGGGAGGAGGUGGGAGGAGGGCGUGCAGAGGCGGCCUGGGCUGGGCCAGAGCUCGGGGUGCUGAGCGUGUGACCAGCUGUGAGCAGAGGCCAGCCAUGGCCAGCCCGGGGCUGCUGCUCCUGCUCUUACUGACGGCACUGCCACCGCUGGGGUCCUACUCGCUGCCUGGACUGGACACUGCCGAAAGUAAAGCCACCAUUGCGGACCCAAUCCUGUCUGCGCUGGAGAGAGCCACCGUCUUCCUAGAACAGAGGCUGCCCGAAAUCAACCUGGAUGGCAUGGUGGGGGUCCGUGUGCUGGAAGAGCAGCUAAAAAGCGUCCAGGAGAAGUGGGCUCAGGAGCCCCUGCUGCAGCCGCUGAGCCUGCGCGUGGGGACGCUGGGGGAGAAGUUGGAGGCUGCCAUCCAGAGAUCCCUCCUCUACCUCAAGCUGAGUGACCCCAAGUACCUAAGAGAGUUCCAGCUGACCCUCCAGCCCGGGUUUUGGAAGCUCCCACAUGCCUGGAUCCACACCAACGCCUCCUUGGUCUACCCCACGUUCAAGCCCCAGGACUCAUUCUCAGAGGAGAGCAGCGACGGAUGCCUGGUGCAGCUGCUGGGAACCGGGACAGACAGCAGCGAGCCCUGCGGCCUCUCAGACCUCUGCAGGAGCCUCAUGACCAAGCCUGGCUGCUCGGGCUACUGCCUGUCCCACCAAAUGCUCUUCUUCCUCUGGGCCAGAAUGAGGGGAUGCACACAGGGACCGUUCCAACAGAGCCAGGACUAUAUCAACCUCUUCUGCGCCAACAUGAUGGACCUGAACCGCAGAGCUGAGGCCAUCGGAUAUGCCUACCCUACCCGGGACAUCUUCAUGGAAAACAUCAUGUUCUGUGGAAUGGGCGGCUUCUCCGACUUCUACAAGCUCCGGUGGCUGGAGGCCAUCCUCAGCUGGCAGAAACAGCGGGAAGGAUGCUUCGGGGAGCCCGAUGCUGAAGAUGAAGAAUUAUCUAAAGCUAUCCAAUAUCAACAGCAUUUUUUGAGGAGAGUGAAGAGGCGAGAAAAACAAUUUUCAGAUGGCUGCUCCUCCCACAACACAGCCACAGCGGUGGCAGCCCUGGGUGGCUUCCUAUACAUCCUGGCAGAAUACCCCCCAGCAAACAGAGAGCCACACCCAUCCACACCGCCGCCACCAAGCAGCCACUGAGACGGAUGUUUCCACACCUGCUGCCUGGAGGACGAAGACUCCUUCAGUCCUCCUCCCUUAGAUCCUGGAGGGCAUGGCUCACAUCCGGGGGAGCAGGCAUCUGGAAGCAAAGCCACCCUGACGCCCCAUCUGGGAAGCCCUGAGUACACAGGACCAGGGUAGGUGGGGGCCGGGAGGGACUCAGGUGUGAAUGGAUGAAUAAAGUUUGACUGCAACUGA